AUGAUUACUGAGAAGGCAAAAUAUUUUCAUGGUAAAUUAAACAUAAAUUCCGAGUGUAAGUAUUCAUCUGGUUGGCUGGAAAAAUUCAAAAAUCGGCAUGGAAUUCGUAGACUGAAAUCCACAGGAGAAAAGGAGUGUGCUGAUUAUGUGUCUGCAACGAUGUUUGUGGAAGACUUAAACGAAUACAUUAAAAAUGAACAACUUACAACUGAACAAAUUUAUAAUGCAGACGAAACCGGUCUAUUUUGGAAGUGUUUGCCCCAAAAUUCGUUGGCGAGUGGUGAUGGAUAUUCUAUUGAGGGGUACAAAGAGUCCAAGGAAAGAAUCACAGCUUUACUUUGUGCAAAUGCAGCUGGGACUCACAAGUGUAAAUUGAUGAUAAUAGGAAAAAGUGCUAAUCCAAGAUGUUUAAAAAAUGUUAAAUACAUUCCUGUAGUUUAUAAGUCUAAUAAGAGAGCUUGGGUAACACAAGAGCUAUUUCUGGAGUGGUUUAACAACAAUUUUGUACCAGAGGUAAGAGAACAUUUACAACGCAUUGGUCUCGAAAAGAAUUGCAAAGUUCUUUUGCUAUUAGAUAACUGUCCAGCACACCCGGAUGUAAAUGCAAUGAUAUCUGAUAAUGUUACAGUAAAAUAUCUACCACCGAAUUGUACAUCUUUGAUUCAGCCUAUGGAUCAAGGAGCCAUUCGGAGUUUCAAAUGCCAGUACCGUAAAUUUAUCGUGCAAAAACUUGUGGAUUCUAAUAGUCAACACGAAUUUGUUAAAUCUUUGAACAUUAAGUCAGCUUUAUGGACAGCAGCGACUUCGUGGGAUUCUGUAACCCCACGUGUUUUAAAUAAAGUUUGGAAUAACUUACUAUCUCAAGAUGAUGAAAAUGAUUCAACUUUUAGUAUUGAGAUACAAUCAGAUGUAUUAAUACCACCUGGUUUUACAGCUGAUGCUAUCUCAAAGUGGAUGGAGUGCGAUAUUGAUGUCGCACCGUUUGCUAUUGUAUCUGAUGAUGAAAUCGUUAACAUGGUCAAUCAAACAGAAGAAUAUGAGCUUGAGUCAAAUUCAGAGGAAUCAGAUGGAGGUAAUACGGUAGAAACCCCCACAUUAGCUCAAGCAAUAGAGGCUAGUAGUGUUUUGUUAAAGUUCUUAGAAAACUAUACUGGUACAGGUAUUUCAGAACCAGACAAAAUACAAGUGUAUCGCAUACAAAGUCAUUUACUUAAGGAACAAAUGAAUUCUAAAAGACAAACUACUUUAAACGAAUAUUUUAAAUUAAUAUAA
Molecule: messenger RNA, 1272 nt
Organism: Anastrepha obliqua
Lineage: Eukaryota; Metazoa; Arthropoda; Insecta; Diptera; Tephritidae
Product: jerky protein homolog-like
Exons: 1
Coding region: 1-1272 (423 amino acids)
Cellular component (GO): nucleus
Molecular function (GO): DNA binding
Source: RefSeq, a predicted model, not a curated record